Mucor velutinosus is the source of this 930-nucleotide messenger RNA. It is a transcript of the gene WRS1, whose product is annotated as tryptophan--tRNA ligase. Lineage: Eukaryota; Fungi; Mucoromycota; Mucoromycetes; Mucorales; Mucoraceae. Gene Ontology annotation, molecular function: mRNA binding. The record is from RefSeq and is a predicted model, not a curated record. Bases 1 to 930 code for a protein of 309 amino acids. The transcript has 8 exons.
AUGUCUGCUACAUCAACCGUUUACGUUGGCAACCUCGAUCAAAGAGUCACUGAUGCCAUGUUGCUCGAGUAUUUCUCACCCAUGGGGUCUGUAGCAAACAUUAAGAUUGUCGCUAUGCAUAGACAUGGUCCUUUUCCUAGUGUCAAUUACGGUUUCGUCGAAUUCGUUGAACCUGCUGCUGCUGAGAGAGCCAUUCAAGAACUGAACGGUUACAAGGUCUUGGACUAUGAGAUCAAAGUAAACUGGGCUCAACAAACUCAACAAGGUCAAAAGGAAGACACUCCUAGUCAAUAUCAAAUCUUCAUUGGCGAUCUUGCACCCGAGAUUACCGACGAUUUAUUAUCCCAAGCCUUCAGCGUUUUCGGUACCUUAGUAAAUGCUCAUGUUAUGAGAGACACCAUGUCUGGAAAUUCUAGAGGUUUUGGUUUCGUUGCCUAUCGCGAGAAGUCUGAGGCUGAUCAAGCUAUUGCCUCUAUGAAUGGUGAGUUAAUGGGUUCUCGCAACAUCCGUGUCAAUUGGGCUACUCAAAAGGGUCAAUCUGAUACCCCUCCUCCUCGUCCUGGACAACAACUUCCUUACGAAACCGUUCUUCAACAAACACCUGCCUAUGUUACCAGUGUCUAUGUUGGUAACUUGCCUCCCAACACUUCCGACAAUGAUUUGUUACAACCUUUCCAAAGAUUUGGUUUUAUUCAAGAAGUCAAGUUGCAAGCCGAUAGAGGAUUUGCUUUUGUCAAGCUGGAUACACAUCAAAAUGCUGCCAACGCUAUUGUUCACUUGCAAGGAAUGAAUGUCAAUGGUCGUGAAGCCAAGUUAUCAUGGGGAAAGGAUCGUGCUCCCAACAACUGGCCUGUGUAUAACAAUGGUUACAAUAAUGGUGGUGGUCAACGUCAACAGAGCAACAACUGGCGUCAAGACAAUAGAAAUUAA